AUCCCGCGCACCCAACACGUAUACACGCAGAGCGAGCUUGCCAUGUACAACGGCUCAAACCCCGACCUGCCGCUGCUUCUUGCGGUCAAGGGUGACGUCUACGAUGUUACUGAUGGCUGGGGGUUCUACGGGCCUGGCAGCACCUACCAUAUCUUUGCGGGCCGCGACUCGUCGCGUGCGUUUGGCACCAACUGCCUGUCGAGGGAAGAUCAUCUCACGCAUGAUACUCGUGGGCUGAGCGAGCGCGAACUGGCAGGAAUCGAGGGCUGGCAUAGUUUCUUUGACAACCAUCAGCGGUACGUCAAGGUUGGCACUGUCAAGCUGCAGCCAAUUGAUCCGAAAUCACCCAUCCCACUGCCAUGCGAUGACGCCAAACCCAAACCC
This is a messenger RNA of Linderina pennispora, 384 nucleotides long. RefSeq names its product cytochrome b5. The annotation marks the transcript as partial. Gene Ontology annotation, cellular component: membrane; endomembrane system. The transcript has a single exon. NCBI's taxonomy places the organism in Eukaryota, Fungi, Kickxellomycota, Kickxellomycetes, Kickxellales, Kickxellaceae. The record is from RefSeq and is a predicted model, not a curated record.